This is a messenger RNA of Pogoniulus pusillus (Red-fronted tinkerbird), 1095 nucleotides long. RefSeq names its product CXXC repeat containing interactor of PDZ3 domain (gene CRIPT). The transcript has 5 exons. Gene Ontology annotation, cellular component: dendrite. The record is from RefSeq and is a predicted model, not a curated record. The coding region runs from base 80 to 385 and encodes 101 amino acids. Gene Ontology annotation, biological process: cytoplasmic microtubule organization. Gene Ontology annotation, molecular function: PDZ domain binding; microtubule binding. NCBI's taxonomy places the organism in Eukaryota, Metazoa, Chordata, Aves, Piciformes, Lybiidae.
CGGCGGCGGAAAGCGGCGGGCGCCGCGCGUCAGUUCCGGGCGGAGGCGGAGGCAGCUGUUUGUUGUGGCGGGGUCCGCCAUGGUGUGCGACAAGUGUGAGAAGAAACUCGGUACGGUAAUCACUCCCGAUACGUGGAAAGAUGGUGCAAGGAACACUACAGAAAGUGGUGGCCGCAAGUUAAACGAAAACAAGGCACUGACCUCAAAGAAGGCAAGAUUUGAUCCAUAUGGAAAGAAUAAAUUUGCAAUAUGUCGGAUUUGUAAGAGUUCUGUCCAUCAACCAGGGUCUCACUACUGUCAAGGAUGUGCCUAUAAAAAAGGAAUCUGCUCAAUGUGUGGCAAGAAGGUCUUGGACACGAAGAACUACAAGCAAACUUCUGUCUGAUUGUAUUGGCUAAUCAUUUUAUAAACUGUAACUUUUUUGUCUUCUGUACAGCAUCUUUUUCUCUAUGUUUGUGAAUAUUACAUUCUGAAAGAUAAUAACAUUUAUUUGGAAUGAGAUGAGAGAUUGAGGCAGCCUAAAAAUAUACUUAAUAUUUGAUUUUUGUUAUUACAGCACUAAUGUUAACUAGUCUUUAAAGAUAGUGGUUUGCAGCAACUGAUGCAGUUCAAAAUGAAAGAGAAGAUCCUAGAGGAAAGGCUGAAACUAUAUUACCAUCAUCACACAGACCUUUGAGAUAAAGACUUCAUUCUUUCACGAUAUCUGGAGUCUUCCUGCCUGUCCAAUUAUACAUCUGUAAAAUGUUAUUUAAAUAGGAGCUUGUAUCACCUCAUUGAAGUAGUAUAUUUAGUUCUAUGCUUAGAGGUAUUUAUGACUCUCACCCCAAACUAUUAUGUCUUCCCCUCUAAGUACUGUGUUCCUCAGAUUUUAGUCACUUAAUUUUAAUUCAUUAUUUGUCCUGAUGAGUUUUGUUCUGCCUACAGUAGAGUUAGUUAAAUCAAAAACUGUUAAACUACUGAAAUGUAGUGUGUUGUUCUGCCAAUUCUUACUUUGGCAGUAAGACUGAUUAGCUCUUCUCCUGUCAACCUUUAAAGAGGUUUUACAUAUGGCAUCUAGUGGCCCAAGGCAAUAAAAUACUGAACAUCAAUUUCUAA